AUGUCAUCAGAUCAACUGAGCUAUGAAUCAAUCAUUUGUAACAUUCGCAUUUCUUCCAUUUGGGUUAAGAUGAAAUUUAGUGUACUACUGCAUCGAAAUUUAAGAAAUAAACGUAGUUUUGAGCCAAAAUCAUCAAUGACAUUAAUGGAUGUUCGGUUAUACCAGAAAUGUUGCAAGCGAUCUCUUUCAUCAAAACAGUUAAUAUAUGAAAAAUAUGGUCAUCCAGCAAAUGUGCACCGAUCAAUCCAGCGAAUACAAACAACUGCAAGGAGUUUAUCCACGAAAGCCACUAUUACUGCUGUUAGUGAAAUGGAAGGUUUUGGUUCUUUUUUUUUGAAGAGUGCUGUUGCUGGAGGACACUCGGAAAUCACUACGAAAAGAAUCUUUUUAAAAUUGCUUGAUUCAGUAGCUGCACUUCAGGUUAAUUCUCCGGCAGCCUACAGAAUGCUGAAGGACUUUUAA
Molecule: messenger RNA, 462 nt
Organism: Brugia pahangi
Lineage: Eukaryota; Metazoa; Nematoda; Chromadorea; Rhabditida; Onchocercidae
Source: the annotation of a GenBank genome assembly